AUGUCAUCUACAGGUGCUGAUUUCGAACCUGUUAAAGAAGUUAUUUCUGAAAAUACAAAUAUGUCUGACAUAACUGACAUAACAGAGGUUAAGCAAGCUGUUGACAGCAUGACCUCGAAAGCUUGCGAUGUUGACUUUUCAGAAAUGACAAUUCAUCAAGCAUCUCGACAAGGAAUUCUGCAUAUUGUAAAAACUAUGAUCGAAAAUGGUUACGCUAAAGCUACGGAUAGAGACACUGAUAACGUGACUCCGUUACAUUUUGCCGUCAUCAAUAAUCAUGUAACUGUUGCAAAAUAUUUGAUUGAUAAUGGUGCUGAAAUAGAUGCUUACGGUGGCGAUUUGAUCGCUACUCCGUUGCAUUGGGCAUCAAGGAAUGGUCAUCUGCCUUCUGUAACUCUUUUAAUCAAUCAUAGUGCUAAUCCAUGUCUCCGGGAUUCUCAAGGUUUUGAUUGUUUACACCUCGCCGUACAUUCUUCUAAUCCUAUGUUAGUGUUAUACUUUAUAUGUCUGGAUAUGGCCAUUGAUACUCAAGACUCUUCACAGCACACUCCUUUGAUGUGGGCCGCUUAUCAAUGUGAUUCAUUAAUUGUAGAUAUACUUAUUCGAUUUGGUGCUUCUCUAACCAAAGUUAAUAAUACGCAGCUUACGCCCCUACAUUUUGCUGCAAUGAAAUCUGAUAAAAUGUGUUUGAGAAAAUUAAUGGAGGCUGGUGCAAGUAUUAAUGCAAAGGAUGAGAAUGGGAAAACGCCCUUGGAUAUUGUUAAAGAAGUGAAGGCUAUUGAUAAAUGGAACAAAGCAAUAAAUGAAACUGGUCUUAAAAAUGAUGGGAAAAGGAAUCCUUACUUAUUUGAAAAGAAAAUUACCCUCAUUAUAUUAUAUCUGAUUCCGUUUGUUUUACUUUUUAUUGCCCUUCAAACCUUGGCUCAUUAUCCUUGGUUUAUUGGAUUACCUCUGGUUAUUUUGGAAUAUAUAAUAUGCCACCUAAUAGUUACAAAAGUUAUUAUAAGAGCACAGUUAACUAUUGCAUUUAUGAGAACUCCUUAUUUAACGAGUAUAUUUCAAGCAAGUGCUUUUUGGGUUGGCGCUACAUGGAUUUAUAAACUUUUCUUUGACUUUGAAAUAUUCGCUCCUCCAUAUGAACCUAUUGCAUCUCAACCGUGUUUGUUGAGUGACUCCUUCUGUGGAUACUUUCAAUAUGAUGGAUGGACUGCUGCCUUAUGUGUCUGGAGUGCUUUACAACUUCCUUGGUUGAUAACAUUAUUAUGUUUUCAAACUUAUCAAAUUUCUUCGGCAAAAACUACAAAUGAAGUUAUGAAUUUACAUCGUUAUUCAUAUUUUACAAACAAAUCUCCUAAUGCAACAAAUAAUGCAACAAAUAAUGGUUGUGCUAAUAUGAAUAAUAUUGUCAAAAAACCAGAUACCGCUCAUCAACAGGAAUGCGGUGAAAAAUGUAAAUGUAAUCGUAAACAUGGACAUUUUUCAAGAAUUUGUAGAGUAUUUGAAGGUCAUGAUAAUAUUGUAAACCCAUUUGAUUUUGGUUGUUGGAAUAAUUGUUUAAGUUUUUGGUCAGAAGGAAAUUUUGGAAAAUUACAAAAUGUUGAUUGGUUUGAGAUUUUUGAUACGUUUUUUAUUGAAUCACGUGGUGAUUUGAAAUCAAAUGGUUAUACUGCUUUAAAAAGAGAUGAAGAAAUCGUUUAA
Cetraspora pellucida is the source of this 1698-nucleotide messenger RNA. The record is from the annotation of a GenBank genome assembly. Lineage: Eukaryota; Fungi; Glomeromycota; Glomeromycetes; Diversisporales; Gigasporaceae.